Pogoniulus pusillus (Red-fronted tinkerbird) is the source of this 3245-nucleotide messenger RNA. RefSeq names its product NADH-cytochrome b5 reductase 3. Lineage: Eukaryota; Metazoa; Chordata; Aves; Piciformes; Lybiidae. Gene Ontology annotation, molecular function: oxidoreductase activity. The transcript is spliced from 9 exons. The coding region runs from base 280 to 1224 and encodes 314 amino acids. The record is from RefSeq and is a predicted model, not a curated record.
CUAGAACAGGCUCCCCAGGGAUGUGGUUGAAUCCUUACCCGUGGAAGUGAGAGAUGCGGUGCUGAGAGACGUAGUUUAGCACCAGACGUGGCAGAAUGUCGUUGGACUCGGUGGUCUGAGAGGUCUUUUCCAGCCGGACCGACCCUCUGCUCCUGCGCCAUUACGCAGAGUCCCUGAGGCCGCGACUCAAGGCCAGGCCGCUUUAACCCGCACCGACCGCCCCUGCAGCCCGUCUGCCCGGCGCCCGCCGCCCCCUGCGCCGAUCUGCCGCGGAAAGCGAUGGCCCUACCUGAGCACGCCCCGUUCCGUGGUGCCGUCGGAGCAGCGACGCCGUCACCGUUGGGUUGGGCUGUGACAUACCCAGUACGGCUAAUCUACCGCACCGUCCUGUGGCUUAUCUGGGGUUCACCUCCUGCGAUUACUCUGAAGGAUCCUGAAGUCAAGUAUGCACUGAGGCUGAUUGAUAAGGAGGAAGUUAGUCAUGACACAAGAAAGUUCCGAUUUGCUCUCCCUUCCACAGAGCAUGUUCUGGGUCUCCCUGUAGGACAGCAUAUCUACCUGUCUACACGGAUUGAUGGAGCUCUGGUUGUUAGACCUUACACUCCAGUUUCCAGUGACAGUGACAAGGGCUUUGUGGAUCUGGUUGUCAAGAUCUAUUUUAGAGGUGUCCAUCCAAAGUUUCCUGAUGGAGGGAAGAUGUCUCAGUAUUUAGACAGCCUGAAAAUAGGGGACACUAUUGACUUCAGAGGACCGAGUGGUCUACUUGUCUACAAUGGAAAAGGCAACUUUGCUAUUCGACCUGAGAAAAAAGCUGAACCGGUCAUUAAGAAAGCAAAAUAUGUGGGGAUGAUUGCUGGUGGAACUGGGAUAACGCCAAUGCUGCAGAUCAUUCGAGCAAUCAUGAAAGACAAAAACGAUCCUACCAUUUGUCAGCUUCUGUUUGCUAAUCAGACCGAGAAAGAUAUCCUGCUACGUUCCGAGCUAGAGGAGCUCCAGGUUCAGCAUUCCAGUCGCUUCAAGUGCUGGUACACACUGGACAGAGCACCUGAAAAUUGGGAUUACAGCCAAGGAUUUGUAAACCAAGACAUGAUAAGAGAUCACCUGCCUCCACCUCAGGAUGAUGUUCUGAUCCUCAUGUGUGGACCUCCUCCAAUGAUCCAAUACGCUUGCAUUCCCAACCUGGACAAACUGGGCUAUGCCAAGGACAUGAGGUUCUCCUUCUAAAGGGUACAAAUGAUCUUGUGUGUGAGGGAAGGGAAAAAACCAAAACAUGUAAUGUGGAACAGGACAAAGCUGCAGAGCUGGCUGGCACACAGUGCAUUAACAAAUGCUUCAUUUCAUUCUUAACCUCUGGCAAGUAAAACACUUAAGCUCAACUGCACUGCACAUUGCACAGUGCCAACUGUGUUUUGGAAAGGCAGGGCUGCUUAGGGCAGUAAACACUCAUUUAUACUUUCUCUUGGCACUUAACCAAAUGGCAUCUCUAUCCUACUGCCUAACAACUCUGCAUACCCAGCAUUUGAUUUGGCAUGAAGUAAGAAAAUGCAGAGAGUGUGCUGGAUUAUUCACCUUCCUUAUGCUUUUACAGUAUGAGGGCCCAGGCAGGUUUGCUUUCUUUGCAACAUCAGGGCCUUAAGGAUGCUCGUUGAGUUGAAGGAUGACAAUGAACCACUUAGGAUUGGAGUUGUCCAAGCUACCUUGUUGGUCAAAACAAGAGAGGUAGGCAGCAAUACAGGUUUGUUUCCUUUGUAUUUUAGAAUAGCCUCUCUUAAGUGCCAGCAGUUUUCUAGCUGGUCACAGUUCUCAUCCCUGGGCACUGAAAGAAACUACAGGAAGGCAGCAGCUUUCUGCACUGUUCCACAGACAGCUGGCAUUUCCUGCGUGGAUGUGUUUGGAAUACUGACAAACAAGCACUCCCAAUUUCAGUGGUUAAGUGGGUGGUGCCAGAGGAGUACAAAAGCAGUUGCUGUGCAUGUCCUGUGCAGUGCCGGGGGCUGGGGAGAGGAGGAAAGCUGGGUUCAAACUGGAUCUGGUCUCUGGUUUCCUGAAGAUAGAUUUUUUUGGAAUAAGGGGAGCUGAAGUUUCACUGCCAGGGUAGUCCAGUUGGGGGGACUCAACCUGCAUGUCUUGGUCAAGCAAAGCUCUAACAGCUUUUGUGUGCUAAGGACAUGUGGGAACAGCCUUAAGUCACCAAGCUGACAGCAAAUUGAAAUGUGUUGCUGAAUCUAAAACUGUGUCUUAGAUGCUCUUUAUUAUAGCUCUGUUUUUUACUUUUUUUGAUAACAAACACUUUCUUUUUUCACAGCAGCCCUUUUACCUUAGCCUUUAGUAAACUUAAGGCAUCACCUAUGUCAAACCUUCUGCCUAACAACAAAGAUGCUGCUGAGACUAAAGCUGUCCUGUAAGAAAUCUAAACCAGAAAUUCAUGUUCUGGUGAUGAAAUCAGAGUGACUGACAGGACAUUCAGAUAGAUAUGAAGCAAUGUGGAUGCUAGUUAGCUGCAGGUGCCUGUUUGUAAUACCAGUGUUUAACAGAUUUGGGUAGGGACUUGGGCCGUUAGCUUCCUGUGUGCCUGUACAACAGAUGAGUACUGUGCACUUGAAAGGUUAAUUUUGAGCAUUGAUUAAAAGGAGAAAAAAAGAGACUAAUUAAUUUAAUGAACCUCAGAUGGAUAAUACUGUUAUUAAUUUUAUUGGUGAGACACCUCUGAUGUCUUGAAUUUCUGAUGUAUGCUUCUGAAGCUUGUUCUUUAAUCACACAGUAGCAUCCUAGAAUGGUUAUGAUUGGAAAAGACCUUUGAGAUCAUCAAGUCCAACCAUUAUCUAACUACCAAGUCUUGUGCUAAACCAUGUCCCCUGUGCCACAAAGUUCAAAUAAGACUCAAGUUUCAGUCCCUUUUUUAAGAGGCAAAGUGCAGAAAUGUGGUUUAGGGGUGAACUUUGUUAGAGUAGGGUUAUCGGUUGGACAUGAUGGUCCCAAGGAUGUUUUCCAACCUGAAUGUUUCUGUGCUUCUGUAAAACACUCUCUGAAGUGGUCUUUAAAAAAGGAAGCCUGGUGGGUGUGUUCUCUCUUGUUUGAUUUUGUUGACUUGCUGUAUUUGGGUGCCGAGCCAAGUAGUAAACUCUCUCUUGUUCUCCCAAUCACUGCAGUCUCCUCUUUUUACCUUUGUUUCCUACAUCUUCAUUGUGACCAUGAGACUCUCUUAAAUAAAAAGAGGGAUUUUUAUAUAAUCUACUGAAACAAAA